Molecule: messenger RNA, 2210 nt
Organism: Protopterus annectens (West African lungfish)
Lineage: Eukaryota; Metazoa; Chordata; Ceratodontiformes; Protopteridae
Product: pancreatic alpha-amylase-like
Exons: 10
Coding region: 68-1606 (512 amino acids)
Biological process (GO): carbohydrate metabolic process
Molecular function (GO): cation binding; alpha-amylase activity
Source: RefSeq, a predicted model, not a curated record
CAUUGAACAUUAACUUACCGAUGAUAUAAAAGGGGGCACAGUAGUCCUCAACUCUUACUUAGUAAAAAUGAAACUGCUGUUCGUGGUGACUUUCCUGGGAAUUUCAAGAGCUCAGUACAAUCCAAAUGUACUACCAGGCCGAACGUCUAUAGUUCAUUUGUUUGAGUGGCGUUGGGGAGAUAUUGCAGCUGAAUGUGAACGUUACCUAGCACCAAACGGAUUUGGUGGUGUUCAAGUUUCUCCACCAACGGAAAAUGUUAUCAUCACAAGUCCAUGGAGACCAUGGUAUGAACGAUAUCAACCAAUCAGCUACAAAUUAUGUUCAAGAUCUGGGAAUGAAGAAGAAUUUAGGGACAUGAUUAACCGGUGCAACAAUGUUGGAGUGUAUAUUUACGUAGAUGUAGUGAUAAAUCAUAUGUGUGGAUCAGGUAUACCAGCUGGUACCAAUUCAACCUGUGGCAGUUUCUUUAGCCCUGGAACUAGAGAAUUCCCAGCUGUUCCAUAUUCUGCAUGGGACUUCAAUGAUGGUAAAUGCCAAACAGGAAGUGGUGGUAUUGAGAACUAUGGAGAUGCACAUCAGGUUCGAGACUGUCGUCUUGUAUCCCUCUUAGAUCUAGCACAAGAAAAGGAAUAUGUGCGUGGGAAGAUAGCUGACUACCUGAACUACCUGAUUGACAUUGGUGUUGCAGGAUUUAGAGUUGAUGCUUCUAAGCAUAUGUGGCCAGGAGACUUGCAGGCGAUAUAUAGCAGAUUAAAGAAUUUGAAUACUAGUUGGUUUGCUGAGGAUGCAAAAGCUUUCAUUUUCCAAGAGGUUAUAGAUCUUGGCGGGGAGGCGAUACCUGCAAGUGAUUAUUUUGGACUUGGCCGUGUAACAGAAUUCAAAUAUGGUGCUAAACUAGGCAAUGUUGUUCGCAAGUGGUUUGGUGAAAAGAUGGUAUACCUAAAGAGCUGGGGAGAAGGUUGGUCAUUUAUGCCAUCAAAGUAUGCCUUAGUAUUUGUUGACAAUCAUGACACACAAAGAGGUCAUGGUCCUGGUGGGGCAUCCAUACUGACUUUCUGGGAUGCAAGGCUAUACAAAGUGGCAGUUGGCUUUAUGCUUGCACAUCCAUAUGGCUUUACACGUGUAAUGUCAAGUUUUCACUGGCCAAGAUAUUUUGAAAAUGGAAAGGACAUCAAUGACUGGGUAGGACCACCAAGCAAUGCAAAUGGUUCAACCAAACCUGUUACAGUUAAUUCUGACACAACCUGUGGCAAUGAUUGGAUCUGUGAGCACAGAUGGCGACAGAUAAGAAAUAUGGUAACAUUUCGUAAUGUGGUUGAUGGUGAACCAUUCACUAACUGGUGGGACAAUGGCAGCAACCAAAUUGCUUUUAGCCGUGGAAACAAAGGGUUCAUUAUCUUUAACAAUGAUGACUGGUGCAUGGAUGUUACACUUUUUACAGGACUCCCUGCUGGCACUUAUUGUGAUGUUAUUUCUGGUCAAAAAGAGGACAGCCAGUGUAGUGGAAUUCAGAUUCAAGUGGGCAGUGAUGGAAGAGCAAAUUUUAAGAUUGUUAAUACUGCUGAUGAUCCUUUUAUAGCAAUACAUAUACAAGACAAAUUGUAAUUGUGCUAAGAAUGUAGUAAUGCACUUAGUAUAUCUGUAUGCUGCAUGCUAAUUAUUCAGUCUAUGUUCAGAAAAAUAUCAUUUUGCAUCCUUAGGAAUAAUAAGUCAGCUUUUUAUGAAUAUGAUAUUAGAUGAUGUGGAGAAAAGCUGUUUGGUUGGAAGUAUGUUGAAAUGGGUCUUUGUCAUAACAACGAAAGAUUAAAAUCUCGAGCGCUGGAAACAGAAAUUCCAUAAUAUCGAAACCUUUAUUGUGGGGGGCUGCACCCACCACAUACACACCCCUGCUAAUUAUAUAUACAAACUCUGAGAUCACACUACAGUGAGGAAAGGGCAAAUUUCCUGAUCAUCACUGUUUUGCGAUCUCACAAAACACACAUUGAUAUACUGCAUUUUCGAUGUUUUCAGCGCUCGGGAUUUUAAUUUUUCGUUCAUCUGACAGGGACCCCAUUGAAAUGACUACGAGCACCCAUAAACAUUAGGAGAACAUUUUUAGAAAACAAUAAUGCAGACCUGAUUAAUGGCUGUACUACAUGUUUAAAUAUUCAGUUGAUUUAGGUGUUAUUGUCUAUCUGUUUAUAAAAAUAAACAUUCCUCUGCAUUCUCA